This is a messenger RNA of Cooperia oncophora, 516 nucleotides long. The record is from the annotation of a GenBank genome assembly. Lineage: Eukaryota; Metazoa; Nematoda; Chromadorea; Rhabditida; Trichostrongylidae.
AUGGUCUACAUGUGGAUGCUGAUAUGCGUUGUAAUCAUGCUUAUAAGGCCAUUUUUCUGUAGGCCUGCUCUCUAUAACAGUUUGUUAGGUACAUAUCAAGCACUACCUUUCAUAUCAGAUGAUCCUAAAAAGGAGGCGGUACACUACGCUACACUGAUACUGACAAUCACCAACAUGUCGUUCCUGGUCAUGCUUAUUUUACCUUAUGUGGGGUUGUGCUACUAUGUGUUGAGGCGCGGUAAACCUGCUAGAAUGAGCAUCGACAAGGUUCAAGCAGUGCUAUUCUGCAUCUGCUGCGACAAUGCUAUUGCAGCGAUCCUCUACAACAUCAUGAAAUUCGUCGAGGUUCCCAGAGCUGUCGUUAUCAUUUCGCACGUUAUGUGGCAGCUAAGUCACGGAAUCCAUGGCGUCGUUUAUGUUUGCGUCAAUAAGCAGAUUCGCAAGCACGUGAAAGGAUUUUUCGGUUGUGAAACGAAGAGUAAUAUGGUGUUUGUACCAAAGACGACUAAUUUCUGA